UCAUGAGUUGCUAGGAUACCGGAGACUCGUCCUGUAACAGCCGCUGCUAGGUGCCGCUUCCCAGAAGCUCCGUUUGCCCCGUGGAGGGCCGGGGAGAUUACUCAGCGGCAAAGCUUCGGCACCAUGGCAACCUGACAGCGCUGUUGUAUUGUGGUUGCCUAGGUAACCGGGACGGAAGCCGACUGACGUCACCGGAAGUGACGCUCCGCCAGCAGCUGCAGACGGAAGCGCCCGCCGGGCCCGGCUCUCCCGCGGCAAGAUGACUCCCUCCUAUUUAGAAAUCAAUUUGAUGUGAUUGAGUACAACCAGAAGAUCUUAGUGCAAUGUCUGGAGAAGAGUCUGGCGCCAUUAGCUGUGAUGUUAAACCAAAAUCAAUGACUCGUGCAAAGCAGUGGUCUGAUGACAUUGAAAACUUGUACAGAUUCCAAACAGCUGGAUAUAGAGAUGAAGUGGAAUACAUGCAUAUAAAGCAAGUAGAAAUGCACGUAUGCAGGAUGUUUCAUGCAAAGGACACCACAGUGGGACUUGAAUUGCCAACUCAGGGUUUCAGCAGUGCAGCGUCAAUAAAAGAGGCGGUAGAUCGUUGGCCAGACACUGGAUUUGUGAAAAAACUGCAAAGGAAGGACAAUACGUUCUACUAUUACAAUAAACAAAGGGAGUGUGAAGACAGAGAAGUCCAUAAAGUAAAAGUUUAUAUCUACUGAAUAUCACUGCACUUUGAUGUGAACUGGCAUGUCCAAUAAAUUUACUAAUGUGUUAACAGUGA
This is a messenger RNA of Pseudophryne corroboree (corroboree frog), 766 nucleotides long. RefSeq names its product meiosis/spermiogenesis associated 1 (gene MEIG1). The record is from RefSeq and is a predicted model, not a curated record. The transcript has 5 exons. Gene Ontology annotation, cellular component: nucleus. The coding region runs from base 324 to 704 and encodes 126 amino acids. Lineage: Eukaryota; Metazoa; Chordata; Amphibia; Anura; Myobatrachidae.